AUGUUUUUCAUUUACUUUCAAGGGUUGAUAGCAAUACUAUGGAGCAGUGUUGUGGCCACUAGCUCUUUUUGUAAUGUCGAUAACUUCGACUCCCAUGCGGAGCAUCUCUUGAGGAACGAAAUGCUAACGCCAAUAGAAAUGGCGAACUUCUCUUAUGUGUUCCACGAUCUUCAAGGAACUCUGCAAACGAUAUGGCCAGGUAGUGAAGUCGUCCCUCUUGGCUCGUUCGUGACUGGUUUGGCUACGAAGUCGAGUGACGCCGACUGCAUGGUAAAAAUGCCACAUGACCACAACCUGACAUCUGUUACAAAUCUUGUUCUUGAAGCCGCGCAUCUACUAAGCCUUCACCCGCUCCUAUAUGAGAAUGUGAUUUCAAAAAUUGACGCUAAAAGGAGAAUACCCCUUCUGAAGUUCAUUUAUGUACCAACAAAACGAAACUGUGACGUUAACUUCAUAAGCAACAUUGGUUUGCAAAACAGCUUAAUGAUGGGUUACUAUUUAAACUUAGAAAAAAAGUUUUUGUCCCUCGCGGCAAUAUUAAAGCUCUGGUCCAAAGUACAUCGGUUACGAAGCACAGACACGCUAGCUAGCAACACUUUGAAUUUGUUAAUUAUUUUCUAUUUGCAACAAAAUAAUCUUGCGCCACCAUUCCAUCUGUUACAAAAACAUUUAUUAACUUAUCCGAUGACUGAUUGGGUGACUAGUUUUAAGACAGUAUCUUACAAUUCCACAACAAAGGUGAGCCUAUAUCAACUCUUAGGAGGAUUUUUCAAAUAUUAUAGUACUUUCAACUUUGAAGAGUACAUUGUUUCACCUCUCCUCGGUUAUCCGUUAGCAAGGAAAGCGUUUGAAGACGUCAACAGUCUUCCUAAAGAAAUGUUUCUGUACAAGAAUUACGUGAGGAAACCUGACAGUAAGCCACUGAUAUUGAACACGACGUUAUGCAUACAAGACGCUAUAGAACAACGCAGGAACACGGCAGCAGAAGUGUCAGAGAAUAACGCUAUUAUCUUUAUGUCACAUGUAAGAUUCGCCGCAAGAAUGUUUGAUGUUCUCCCAAAAGAAAUGUUUCUAAAAGUACUCCUUGACACAAAUGUCUCCAAGUUUUUCAGCAAAAAAAUGUUCAAAAAUAAGCUUUCUUCAUUAAGAUAG
Arctia plantaginis is the source of this 1152-nucleotide messenger RNA. The record is from the annotation of a GenBank genome assembly. NCBI's taxonomy places the organism in Eukaryota, Metazoa, Arthropoda, Insecta, Lepidoptera, Erebidae.